Molecule: messenger RNA, 7087 nt
Organism: Leptonychotes weddellii (Weddell seal)
Lineage: Eukaryota; Metazoa; Chordata; Mammalia; Carnivora; Phocidae
Source: RefSeq, a predicted model, not a curated record
UUCUAGAUUCCCCGAAGUUGUGCAUGAGUUCCUGUGGGAAGAGUCGGCAUCGUGGAAAGCAUCGAUGAUUGUGAUGCCGUUUUUUGAAAUGUGGAUAACAGGAAGCGUCAAGACAAUCAUGUCCAUGAGAAUGCUAAACCAUUCAGAUCAUUUUAUCUUAGUGAAACUGGCAACUGAACUUUACUCUAGUUGAUGGGCAAAAUUUCUCCCAGGCUAUUCAUCACAAUUUCAUGCUAGUUGAAAAUAUUCAAAUGCCAUAAGAAAUCUUUAUAGAUUUGCACUUAGCUUUUGGAUGGACAUUUCUACAAUGGAGAGAACUGUGUUAUAACCCUGGUCCAAGGACAUUACCAUCGAAUGCCCAUAAGACUACGGGGUGGGUGUGGAAGGUUCCAAAGAGAAGGAGCAAUCAGCAAGUUUGCAGACACCCUGGAACAUGGAAGUAAACAAGCUCUGAAAAGCACAGCUUUGAAGACACUCCAUGAGUCUGCACGGCUUUCAAGUGAACUAGCACUUAAGACCUUGUAACAAAAUGGACACCGGGGACACAGCUCUUGGACAAAAAGCUACCUCAAGGUCUGGAGAAACUGAUAAGGCAUCAGGUAGAUGGAGACAGGAACAAUCAGCUGUUAUUAAGAUGAGCACUUUUGGCAGCCAAGAAGGACAGCGGCAACCACAAAUAGAUCCUGAGCAAAUUGGAGACACAGCAUCAGCACAACUUUUUGGUUCUGGGAAACUGGCCUCACCUAGCGACGUGGCACAGCAAGUCACAGAGAAGCAAUACCCACCGCACCAUCCGAGUCCUUACUCAUGCCAACAUUCACUCUCUUUCCCUCAGCACUCAUUGCCACAGGGGGUCAUGCACAGCAACAAGCCACAUCAGAGCCUCGAAGGCCCUCCGUGGCUUUUCCCUGGCCCUUUGCCAUCUGUUGCCUCCGAGGACUUAUUUUCUUUUCCUAUACAUGGCCACAGUGGUGGUUACCCUAGAAAAAAGAUUUCAAGUCUGAACCCUACUUAUAGCCAAUACUCUCAGAAAAGUAUCGAACAGUCGGAGGAUGCUCACAAGAAAGAGCACAAACCCAAAAAGCCCGGCAAAUACAUUUGCCCUUACUGCAGCAGGGCAUGUGCCAAACCAAGUGUACUGAAAAAACACAUCAGGUCCCAUACUGGUGAGCGGCCAUAUCCAUGUAUACCUUGUGGUUUCUCGUUCAAGACAAAGAGCAAUUUGUACAAGCACAGGAAGUCACAUGCCCAUGCAAUUAAGGCAGGAUUAGUCCCUUUCACAGAGUCAGCUGUAUCUAAAUUGGACCUAGAGGCUGGUUUUAUUGAUGUAGAAGCAGAAAUACAUUCAGACGGUGAGCAGAGUACAGACACGGAUGAGGAGAGCUCUUUGUUUGUUGAGGCUUCUGAGAAAAUGAGUCCUGGCCCACCAAUCCCGUUGGAUCUUGCCAGCAGAGGUGGCUAUCAUGGGUCACUGGAAGAAUCACUGGGAGGUCCAAUGAAAGUGCCGAUUUUGAUUAUCCCCAAAAGUGGGAUUCCUUUACCUAAUGAAAGCUCUCAGUAUAUAGGCUCUGAUAUGCUACCAAAUCUUUCUCUAAAUACUAAGCCUGAUGAUUCUCACACAGUGAAACAGAAACUUGCACUAAGACUGUCAGAGAAAAAAGGACAAGAUUCUGAGCCAUCUCUAAACCUUCUGAGCCCACACAGUAAAGGAAGCACUGACUCUGGUUACUUUUCUCGCUCAGAAAGUGCAGAGCAGCAGAUAAGCCCUCCAAACACAAAUGCAAAGUCUUAUGAAGAAAUCAUCUUUGGAAAAUACUGUCGGCUUAGUCCCAGAAAUACACUCAGUGUUACAACGGCAAGCCAGGAGCGUGCCACAAUGGGGAGGAAGGGCAUGAUGGAAUCAUUACCUCACGUAAACACCAGGUUAGAUGUCAAGAUGUUUGAAGAUCCUGUUUCACAGCUGAUCCCAAGCAAGGGAGAAAUCGACCCCAGUCAAACAAGCAUGCCGAAAUCCACGAAAUUCAACAGCGAAUCUAGACAAUCCCAGACUAUCCCAUCAUCUAUCAGGAAUGAAGGAAAGCUGUUCCCUGCAAAUUUCCAAGGCAGCAACCCAAUUCUCUUAGAAGCUCCUGUGGACUCUUCACCCCUCAUUAGAAGCAACUCGAUGCCAACUUCUUCGGCAACUCAUCUAAGUAUUCCUCCCUCUUUGAGAGGAAGUCACUCAUUUGAUGAAAGGAUGACUGGUUCCGAUGAUGUGUUCUAUCCAGGGACUGUAGGAAUACCCCCUCAGCGCAUGUUAAGAAGACAGGCUGCAUUUGAGCUGCCUUCAGUACAAGAGGGGCACAUGGAGGCAGAACACCAUGGCAGAACAUCAAAGAGUAUCACAGGCUUAUCCUUGAAGGAAAAGAAAUUGAUUUCUGGGGAUCGGAUGGGGUAUGACUAUGAUGUCUGCCGGAAACCCUAUAAGAAGUGGGAAGACUCUGAGACAUCAAAGCAAGGCUACAGGGACAUUUCCUGCUUAAGCUCUUUAAAACAUGGGGGUGAAUAUUUUAUGGAUCCCUCGGUGCCAUUGCAGGGAGUGCCAACCAUGUUUGGAACUACAUGUGAAAAUAGAAAACGCCGGAAAGAGAAGAGUGUAGGAGAUGAGGAAGACACCCCCAUGAUUUGUAGCAGCAUUGUGAGCACUCCCAUGGGCAUAAUGACCUCAGAUUAUGACCCCAAGUUGCAGAUGCAGGAAGGAGUAAGAGGGGGAUUUGCCAUGUCUGGACACGAGAACGCUUCUCAUGGUCACUCUGAGCGCUUUGACCCCUGUCGACCCCAACUCCAAUCUGGAAGCCCAUCUCUUGGGUCCGAGGAAUCACCCUUGGCCACUGAUUCAGACAAGAUGUCAGAUCUAGGGGGCAGGAAGCCUCCUGGAAAUGUGAUUUCUGUUAUUCAGCACACAAACUCGCUGAGCCGACCCAAUUCAUUUGAAAGGUCUGAGUCCUCCGAACUGGUGGCUAGCACACAAGAUAAAGCCUCUUCGCCUUCCGAGACCUGUGACAGUGAGAUUUCUGAAGCCCCGGUGAGUCCAGAGUGGGCUCCACCGGCAGACAGUGCCGAAAGUGGGGGGAAGCCCUCCCCUUCCCAGCAGGCUCAGCAGCAGUCCUACCACACACAGCCCAGGCUGGUCCGCCAGCACAACAUUCAGGUUCCUGAGAUUCGAGUGACCGAGGAGCCUGAUAAACCAGAGAAGGAGAAAGACACCCAGAGUAAAGAACUGGAAAAGCCUGUGGAGGAAUUUCAGUGGCCCCAGAGAAGCGAGACCCUUUCCCAGCUCCCAGCUGAGAAGUUGCCACCCAAAAAGAAGCGUUUGCGCCUUGCAGAUAUGGAGCACUCUUCAGGGGAAUCCAGCUUCGAAUCCACAGGAACUGGCCUCUCCCGCAGCCCCAGUCAGGAAAGCAACUUGUCCCAUAGCUCCAGUUUUUCAAUGUCUUUCGAAAGAGAAGAAACCAUUAAGCUUGCCGCACCUCCUAAGCAAGAUGAGUUUGGGAAGCAUUCAGAGUUUUUGACUGUCCCUGCCGGUUCCUACUCAUUGUCUGUCCCGGGUCACCACCACCAAAAGGAGAUGCGGCGCUGCUCGUCCGAGCAGAUGCCUUGUCCUCACCCAACUGAGGUUCCAGAAAUCCGGAGCAAAUCCUUUGAUUAUGGGAAUCUGUCCCAUGCUCCGAUGGCAGGGGCAUCGGCCGCCACAUUAUCUCCCUCGCGGGAGAGGAAGAAAUGCUUUCUGGUGCGGCAGGCGUCCUUCAGCGGUUCUCCGGAGAUUGCCCAGGGUGAGGCUGGGGCAGAUCUGAGUGUGAAGCAGGAGCAGAUGGAGCACCUGCACGCUGGCCUCAGGGCCACGUGGCACCACGUCCCCACCUCUGUGCUGCCUCCUCUCCAGGCGGAGGACCCCGGGAAGCAGGUUGUGGGGCCUUGUGGCCAGCUGAGCUCCGGGCCACUCCACUUGGCCCAACAACAGAUCAUGCACAUGGACAGUCAGGAAUCUCUGAGAAAUCCCUUGAUACAACCAACAUCCUACAUUGCAAGCAAGCACUUGUCUGAGCAGCCGCACUUAUUUCCACAUCAAGAGACUAUUCCAUUUUCUCCAAUCCAGAAUGCCUUGUUUCAGUUUCAAUAUCCUACCGUCUGUAUGGUUCAUUUACCAGCUCAGCAGCCUCCCUGGUGGCAGGCCCAUUUCCCACAUCCCCUUGUGCAGCACCCUCAAAAGAGCUAUGGCAAGCCUUCUUUCCAGGCAGAAAUCCAUCCUAGCUAUCCCUUAGAGCAUGUUGCAGAGCACACUGGAAAGAAAUCUGCUGAUUAUGUGCACACAAAAGAGCAGACUUACCCAUGUUAUUCAGGAACAUCAGGGCUACACUCAAAGAACAUUCUUCCAAAGUUUCCAUCAGACCAGAGCACCAAGUCACCUGAUACUCCCUCCGAGCAGGUUCUGCAAGAAGAUUUUGCAUCAGCAAAUGCUGGGCCUUUACAGUCCUUACCAGGAACAGUGGUUCCUGUUAGGAUCCAGACCCACGUCCCAUCCUACGGGAGUGUCAUGUACACAAGCAUUUCUCAGAUACUUGGGCAGAACAGUCCUGCAAUUGUCAUAUGCAAAGUCGACGAGAAUACUACCCAAAGAACACUGGUGACCAAUGCGGCCAUGCAAGGGAUAGGAUUCAACAUUGCCCAGGUGUUGGGGCAGCAUGCAGGCUUAGAAAAAUACCCCAUCUGGAAAGUACCUCAGACCUUGCCCCUCGGCUUGGAAUCCUCAAUCCCCUUAUGUUUACCUUCCACCUCUGACAGCGUGGCCACCCUGGGAGGUAGCAAGCGUAUGCUUUCUCCAGCCAGCAGCUUAGAACUCUUCAUGGAAACAAAGCAGCAGAAAAGGGUCAAAGAAGAAAAGAUGUAUGGACAGAUCGUCGAGGAACUCAGUGCUGUGGAGCUAACCAGCUCAGACAUCAAGAAGGAUAUGACACGCCCACAGAAACCCCAACUGGUUCGACAAGGUUGUGCUUCUGAGCCAAAGGAUGGCUUGCAGUCGGGGUCAUCUUCCUUCUCCUCGCUGUCCCCUUCCUCAUCUCAAGACCAUCCAUCUGCCAGCAUGCCCUUGAGGGAGCCAUUCCUGCCCAACUCCAGGGCACCCUCUCUAGGCCAGAAGUCCAGUGGGCCUUCUGAAAGCAGAGAGUCUUCAGAUGAACUUGAUAUUGAUGAGACAGCAUCUGAUAUGAGCAUGAGCCCACAGAGCUCCUCGUUGCCUCCAGGAGACAGUCAGCUUGAAGAGCAAGGAAAGGGCCAGAAGCUGCCUGUUGGCAUGCUGGUGCACAUGGCCUCUGGCCCAAGCAGGAAAAUGGCAAACUCAACUCUUCUUUUCACGGAUGUGGCCGAUUUCCAGCAGAUUCUUCAGUUCCCUAGUCUGCGGACAACAACUACUGUGAGUUGGUGCUUCUUGAAUUAUACAAAACCCAAUUACGUGCAACAGGCCACCUUCAAAUCCUCGGUUUAUGCUUCAUGGUGCAUUAGUUCCUGUAACCCAAACCCAUCAGGAUUGAACACCAAGACCACUCUGGCUCUUUUGAGGUCCAAGCAAAAAAUCACUGCAGAGAUUUAUACUCUGGCUGCUAUGCACAGACCUGGAACUGGCAAGCUUACAUCAUCAAGUGCUUGGAAGCAGUUUGCUCAGAUGAAACCUGAUGCAUCCUUUUUAUUUGGCAGCAAACUAGAAAGAAAACUAGUUGGAAAUAUCUUAAAGGAAAGGGGGAAAGGAGAUAUUCAUGGAGAUAAAGAUAUUGGAUCCAAACAAACAGAGCCAAUCCGAAUUAAGAUCUUUGAAGGAGGGUAUAAGUCAAAUGAAGAUUAUGUAUAUGUCAGAGGACGUGGACGCGGAAAGUACAUUUGUGAAGAAUGUGGGAUUCGCUGUAAGAAGCCAAGCAUGCUCAAAAAGCAUAUCCGCACUCACACUGAUGUCCGGCCUUACGUGUGCAAGUUAUGUAACUUUGCCUUCAAAACGAAAGGAAACCUAACAAAGCAUAUGAAAUCUAAAGCACACAUGAAGAAAUGCUUGGAGUUGGGAGUUUCAAUGACAUCAGUGGAUGAUACGGAAACCGAAGAAGCAGAAACGAUGGAAGAUUUGCACAAAGCAGCUGAGAAGCAUAGCAUGUCCAGCAUUUCAACUGAUCAUCAGUUCUCAGAUGCCGAAGAAUCGGAUGGUGAGGACGGAGAUGAUAAUGAUGACGAUGAUGAAGAUGAUGAUGACUUUGAUGAUCAGGGAGAUCUGACACCAAAAACAAGAUCGAGAAGCACUAGUCCUCAGCCUCCUAGAUUCUCAUCCUUGCCUGUGAAUGUUGGCGCCGUGACCCAUGGGGUUCCUUCAGAUAGUUCCCUGGGGCAUUCUUCAUUGAUCAGCUAUUUGGUUACUUUGCCAAGUAUUCAGGUUACUCAGCUGAUGACACCAAGUGACUCAUGUGAAGAUACUCAGAUGACAGAAUACCAGAGGUUAUUCCAGAGCAAAAGUACAGACUCGGAACCGGACAAAGACAGGUUAGACAUACCAAGUUGUGUGGAUGAAGAGUACAUGCUGUCUUCGGAGCCCAGCUCCUCUCCGAGGGACUUCUCACCCUCAAGCCACCAUUCCUCACCAGGAUAUGACUCUUCACCCCGUCGAGAUAAUUCACCAAGGAGGUAUCUGAUACCCAAAGGAGAUUUAUCACCCAGAAGACAUUUAUCACCUAGGAGAGAUCUGUCACCCAUGAGACAUCUUUCACCAAGAAAGGAAGCUGCAUUGAGAAGAGAGAUGUCACAAAGAGAUGUUUCACCAAGAAGGCAUCUGUCCCCAAGGAGGCCAGUGUCACCUGGGAAAGAUAUCACGGCAAGAAGAGACCUCUCUCCCAGAAGAGAGAGAAGAUACAUGACCACCAUAAGAGCACCAUCUCCUAGAAGGGCUUUAUACCAUAACCCACCAUUGUCCAUGGGGCAGUAUUUGCAAGCAGAACCAAUUGUACUGGGGCCUCCUGUAAGUAUGAUUAGCUUUCCCUUUCUAAUGUAUAAACCAAAGCAUAUCGGAGCCUCUUGA